Messenger RNA from Mesorhabditis belari, 345 nucleotides. NCBI's taxonomy places the organism in Eukaryota, Metazoa, Nematoda, Chromadorea, Rhabditida, Rhabditidae. The record is from the annotation of a GenBank genome assembly.
AUGUCGAUGUCAUUUCUCGGUUUUACAAUCAUCGCUUUGUUUGCCGCUUUGAUAUCGAGCUCAGAUGCCUCAGCUCUUCGACACAAACGAGCACUUGAUAAUUUGAUGGGUCAAGGUUUUACUGGUUUCGACAAACGCGCUUUUGACUCACUUGGCCAUGAUGGAUUCUCUCCAUUUGAUAAGCGAAAUUUCUAUCCAGUGCGUAUCAUUGGCCUCGAGAAACGCGCAUUGGCAAAACGUGCACUUGACUCAAUUGGAUAUGGAGGUCUCUCCGAUUUCGGCUACUUUGACAAGCGAGCUUUUGACACUCUAGGUCACGACGGAUUUAGUGGUUUCGAGCGACGG